This is a messenger RNA of Rattus rattus (black rat), 1347 nucleotides long. It is a transcript of the gene Ccdc83, whose product is annotated as coiled-coil domain containing 83. The coding region runs from base 20 to 1249 and encodes 409 amino acids. The record is from RefSeq and is a predicted model, not a curated record. The transcript is spliced from 10 exons. NCBI's taxonomy places the organism in Eukaryota, Metazoa, Chordata, Mammalia, Rodentia, Muridae.
UUGGUGGUCAACCAGAACCAUGGACAGCUCGGCAAAAGGAAGUAAAAAGGAUGCGCCUGAUGGACCACCAAAAGACUCGAAGAUGCCUGUCAGCGAGGCACUUCUGGACUACCAUCGUGAAAUAAAGGAGAAUGCAGUGGAGCGAUUCACGUUCCACAUCAGGAAGCUGAGGGACAAGAAUCAAAAAUACCUUGAAAGGAACAGACGCUUGAAAGAGGAACAGAACUGGCACUUAAAGAAUCUCAUAAAAGAACUGAAGGAUGAGAAGCUGGAUGUGGUACAACCCAUAACAAGAGAGGACGUGGAGGAGGCAAUGAAGGAAAAAUGGAAGUUUGAAAGAGACCAGGAGGCUCACUUGAAAGAAAUGCGCGUACAAAUAAGUGAGGCUGAGAAGCUAUUCCUUGAAAAACUCAGUGAAAAGGAAUAUUGGGAAGAGUACAAGAAUGUAGGGAGUGCACAGCAUGCUGAACUCAUUCUUUCCUUACAAAAUGACAUCGACACAGUUAAAGAAAAUGCAGAGAAAAUGUCAGAACAGUAUAAAGUCACCCUGGAAGAUACUAGGAAGAAAAUAAUCAGAGAAACAUUGAUCCUACUGGAGCAGAGGAAAGAAUGGGCCACACAGAAUGCUGUAAGGUUCAUUGACAAGAACAACUAUCGAGAGAUCUGGGAGAAUGACUGGCUAAAAAAAGAAAUCAAGAUUCACAGGAAGGAAGUCGAAGAGUUGGAAACUUGUAUUCAUCAACUAGAAGAGGAAAAUCUACUGCUUAUUGAGCAGUUAUUUAACUGCAGACUCGUGGAUCUCAAAAUACCCAGGAAACUGUACAUUACUCAAGCCGCUGGGCUGCAAGUGACACCCGAAGACGAAUCUUUGAAUUUGCCAGACGCAGACACAGCCCCAGAGGAGAAUUUGCAGUUGCCCUCCAAAGAGGAGAGUGACGACAGGUUGGACCUCUUACUGGGGAGCAGCUAUGGGAUUAGCACCCCAGAUAGCCAGCCCAAGAAGACAGGAAGUAAAGAAGGCUCCUGUACAGAGAUAGAGGACCCCAUCGUCAAGUACUUGGUGCAAGAAGAUGAACAAGAUUUCAAGGAAUAUGUAAACUUGGGCCCACUGGCAUUGAAGCUAAUGAGUGUGCAGGGCAAGAAAAUGCCCAUUCAUUUUCAAGAAAAGGAGAUUCCAAUUGAAUUUUAUGAAGACAUGCGGAACCCUGAAAGCCACAUCACUCAUAAGAUGAUGAAGACGUUUCUGUAGGCCUGGCAGCCACGCCUUUCUUUAUACAUUCUUUGUGAAUUAAAGCGCCCACGUUUGCUCACACAGCUGUCCUUCAUCAGAGCUGGUGUUUCUGGUGG